GGCGCCGCGUGAUUGGGAAGCAGCCAAACGAACACCAAGAAGGCAGCCACAGACGAUUCCACCGCCGCAAAGGCCAAACCUUUUUAGUUUUUGGUGCGAAGGCCGCCUUCUUCCAGCGCCAUUUUCUCCUCUAUUUGACGAACAAAGAGGAAGGGAAAAAGAAAAGAAUAUCAAACCAUAUAAAAUAAAAACCCCACCAUUUCCCCCUCCGAAUUGUUCUCUCUCCAAGCAAUUCCAAGAAAUGCAGUGCGAAACCUGAAGAGCCCACCAACCCCCACUUCCCUUUUCUUAUUGUUUCUUCGCGCUGCUGCCCAGCAAGAUUCACGCCGUCGGAACGGCGCCUAAUCGAUUAGUUUCCUGACUUCUUGGAGUUGGUGCAUUCUUGAAUUCUGUAUUGUGCUCUGCUUUGCUUCGCCGACCUUGUUUGUUCGAUCCAGGUAAGGGAGGCCAUGAAUGCGAAUGGUUCUCGAUUUCAGUCCUUUGGUCAGACCGAGAUUAACUGGGACAAGCUUGAUAAAGCAAAAUUUUAUGGCGUAGGAGCAGGUCUCUUUACUGGGGUUACAGUUGCACUGUACCCUGUUUCUGUUGUAAAAACGAGGAUGCAGGUUGCUGUUAAGGACUCUGCCGAGAAAAAUGCAUUUUCUGUUGUCAAAGGCUUACUGAAGAAUGAUGGGAUUCCUGGUCUUUACAGAGGGUUUGGUACAGUAAUCACUGGUGCAAUUCCUGCAAGGAUCAUCUUUCUUACCGCUUUGGAGACAACCAAAGUGGGAGCCUUUAAAAUGGUUGAGCCACUUAAAUUCUCUGAACCCGUUCAGGCCGCAAUAGCAAAUGGAUUAGCUGGCAUGACGGCAUCACUUUUUUCUCAAGCUGUUUUUGUUCCAAUUGACGUGAUUAGUCAAAAGCUAAUGGUUCAAGGAUACUCAGGCCACACAAGAUAUAAUGGGGGUUUAGAUGUUGCUCGUAAACUAAUAAAAUCUGAUGGAAUCCGGGGAUUGUAUAAAGGUUUUGGGUUAUCUGUUAUGACCUACUCUCCAUCUAGUGCUGUAUGGUGGGCAAGUUAUGGUGCAAGUCAACGCAUCAUCUGGAGGUUCGUAGGCCAAAACUCUGCUCCCGAGGAAUUUGCUCCUAGCCAUGCCAAAAUUAUUUCAGUUCAAGCUGCGGGUGGAAUAAUUGCAGGUGCAACAGCUUCCUGCAUUACAACACCAUUGGACACUAUAAAGACUCGCUUACAGGUGAUGGGACAUGAGAAAGGGAAGACAGCAAGACAAAUUGUUGAAAGCUUAAUCGCUGAGGAAGGAUGGAAAGGUUUCUAUAGGGGGCUGGGUCCUCGGUUUUUCAGCAUGUCGGCCUGGGGAACCUCAAUGAUAUUGACUUACGAGUACCUGAAGCGCUUGUGUGCAAAAGAUGAACAGACGUGAUUGAUCGGCGCAAAGGUUUUAGAGCCAAAGAUUUUCUGGUUUCAAUACUUUUUCCCCCCUCACAACAAGGCCAGGUUCAGCAUAGAGUUCUAUCCAUACUCUUCAAUUGCAGAUAGGAAUGCUGUUGAAGCACCUGUUGUAUUGACUACAGAAACGCAGUUUCAUUCAUCCUAAAACCACAUUGAUUUUUUUGGAGAUCCGGAUAGCUCCUGAAUUUUUGGACAUUUGUUUUGUAUUUCCUCAGUCGCAAUAAACUCAGGUCAAAUUAGUGAAUGUAAGUGUAGUGUUCUCUCUUUGUAGUAUUGUAGUUCCAUUUAUCAAAUACUAUUCUUUGAUGUGGCUUCUUCAUGGGAUCAUUUCAUGACAUGUUAUCAAAGGCUUUUGAGCA
Molecule: messenger RNA, 1806 nt
Organism: Momordica charantia (bitter melon)
Lineage: Eukaryota; Viridiplantae; Streptophyta; Magnoliopsida; Cucurbitales; Cucurbitaceae
Product: Mitochondrial substrate carrier family protein
Biological process (GO): transmembrane transport
Source: RefSeq, a predicted model, not a curated record